Messenger RNA from Chironomus riparius, 1323 nucleotides. The record is from the annotation of a GenBank genome assembly. NCBI's taxonomy places the organism in Eukaryota, Metazoa, Arthropoda, Insecta, Diptera, Chironomidae.
AUCAGACUUUUCAUCAACAACACCUGUAAUCUAACGAUCAUACUGUAUUACUCGGAUUAAUACACACGUGUAGUCAUUCAAAAUGUAAACUUAAUUCCUGAAUGAAUAAAUUGAGUUUCUUUUACGUGUCGUUAGAAUUUUAUAAAUAUUUCCGAGAAUUUCUUAGUGUGACAAAGUAAUUCUGUCCGGUAAGAUCUUUUUGUUGAUUGUGGGGAAUUUUCCAGCCUAUUUGUUGUAUUUUUCAUUCAUAAAAUGUUGUUAAAAUGUUCAAUUUUUUACACAUACUUACUAGUUUUGAUUCAUAUUGUUACGGCACCGUUACGUAAGUUUACAAAUGUUGUAGAUUUAAUAAACAUUGAUUUAAUUUUGACUAGUUUUUUAGCAUCAAUAUUUCCAGUUUGUUUUCGUGACGAUCCACAACUUAGUAAUUGUAUUGUUCGAGCUGUAAAUGUUCUAAAGCCUCGAUUGGCUACUGGAGAUCUUGGAGAUGGAUUUAGGACGAUACGAUUAGAUCCUUUGUAUAUUCCAAAGAUAACAUAUGGAAGCACAAGUAGGCUUCAAACUAAACUUACGAAUAUAUACUUAAAAGGAUUAAACAACUUUAAAAUCGAGAAACUUCAUGCCAACAUCAAUGACAUCAAGUUCGACAUGCUGUUUUCUUUUCCACGCAUAAACAUGAAAUCAAAUUAUCAAAUGAUUUUUGGGUACUUAGGAGCACCAAUGUUUAGUGAGGGCCAGAUGCUUGAGACUUUUACAAACACAAAAGUCAGGGUUGUCUUGAAAGGCAGGUUGUAUCCCAAAAACGGUCAACGAUAUUUCAAAUUUGAUCCAAUAUAUUUUAAAAUUGUAGAAAAUACAAUUACUUUUGUAGAUUUUACUAAUUUUUUCCCAACGACUUCCUUUCUUGGUCCAUUUGUAAAAAAUUAUUUUAUUAAUAAUGCAGAAUUUUUAAACUCAAAAGUUUAUCCUGAUUUUGAAAAAGCUCUUUCUGAGACUUUUACAUAUGUUGCUAAUCAGGUUGCACUUAGUGCGACUUUUGAUGAAGCUUUUCCUUACUAGGGCAGUUGUUUUUGACCUUUUUGUGCCUUGUUAAACAUAAAGCAUCUUCUAGAGAGAUCUGGGGUACCGUGGCACACAGUUUGAUCACCACUGUCUAUGGUUAUCUAAAGUUGCAUCUCAUAAAUUUUGUAGUCAAUGUCAAUUCAUGAAUUAGGGUCCACGGGAAGGUCUAGAAACUAGCUCAUAAAUAGGACAUAGAUCAUCUAGUUUAGAGCAUAUUAUUUAACAGAAACUUAAUUGAUUUGAAUGCAAUUGCUAAUAACC